Xyrichtys novacula (pearly razorfish) is the source of this 7070-nucleotide messenger RNA. The record is from the annotation of a GenBank genome assembly. NCBI's taxonomy places the organism in Eukaryota, Metazoa, Chordata, Actinopteri, Labriformes, Labridae.
AUGUCUUCAGUGCCUGACGGGAAAAAACUCGUCCGGAGCCCCAGCGGCCUUCGCAUGGUGCCCGAAAACGGCGCCUUUAACAGCCCUUUCUCCCUGGACGAGCCGCAGUGGGUCCCGGAUAAAGAGGUGAGUCAGGGUGGGGAGAGGAUUUGUUUGACAGCGAGCGGAUAUCAGGGCUGUGGAUACGAUCGACAAGCUAGAGAGGAUGUAAUGGUGAGCGUUUCCGGUUGGAAUUUUCAAAAUAAAAGUGGUUGCGAAGUUACACUACAAGAACAUUGAUUAAGCAAGAAAAAGGCCAGAAUUUUUCAUUUUAAAACAUUUUUUUUUCGCGUACACUUUUGAAGUCGUCUUGCCUCUGGCAGCGUUGAGUGAUAAUGUCAAAUAAAGUUAUAUUUACAGUGUUAAAAUGUGUUUUAAUACAUUUUCCAGUUCAUUUAAGGGGUGGGGUGGAACUUACCCCAUACUCGGGGUAAGUUGACCAUAGGAGACCACUUUUUUUGGCAUGCUAUAUUAUCAAGACAGUUAUGUUUACACUCAUUCUGUUGGUAGGCCGAGAUGCACAAAAUCUUGAAAUAAAAGCAGGUACACUAUUUGGAGACAAAACUAUGAUCGCCUUGAUGUAGUGAUCAGAAAUAUGAAAAAUGGCUCAUCUUACCCCUCUCUGAACCGGAAAGUUAUCGUCUUGUCGUGACAAUUGAUAGAAUUUUAAAUUGGUGUUUUUUUGUAAUCAGUCAAUCAUCAAUAAAUGUAAUGGCACAUUUAGCUCAAAAUUAAGAAUUACGAAAUAAAAAAUCCCGAUAAGAGAUUUGUUUCCUUUCGGUGCUUUUAUUUUGAAGCACGGUAUUCCAAUUUCCGCCCGCUAUCUUGCUUGCUUCGGCUAACUUGACGCUGUGCUGGACAUGGCAGUUGGCCCCUGGACUGGGCGUUGCAGGCGCGCACGGCCAGCCUGGCAUUUAAAGGAUCCUGUUUACUAGGAAAAACCCGCUUGUUAACUCCCCCCAAUUAUCUGCCAGUCACUCAUUAUAUCAAAGUUGAUCAGAGACAUUGAAGAUUAACUUCUUCCUCUUGUUUUGCAUUCUAGCUUUCAGCUACGUCCUCACUUAGCUUGUCACAUUUAAGCUAGCUGGAGGAGCUAGCUGUUGAGUUUGAGGGGCUCUGUGUCCUUCUGGGUGACUUUAUUUUGUUUCAGUAUGCAGUUGAACUAAAAGAGGAGAAGUAGGUAAACAAACACAAUGUCAGUGCAAAGGCUAGAGAGCACAAAGACACACUUUGACCAGACUGACAGUGAACUCCAGCUAAUAAAGUUAAUGAUUGAAAUCCUGGAUCUGGUUUUAUAUUAGAGGCACUGACAGAUAAUGAAAAUAAAGAUUAAUCAUUUCCAGACCAAACAUUUGCCUUUCACAUGUCACUUUUGGUUAAUACUCUUCUAGGCUUGGGCGAUUUGGCCACAAAAAUGAUCACAAUAUAUUUUGUCAUAUCGUUGGAUCUCGAUUAUUUUCACGAUUUUUUUGUAUCUUUUUCAACCUGCCAGUUUUAAAGCAUCUGUACUAAAAACUAAAGAAACUAGAGAUUGAUUCAACAUUUUGUUAGCAUACAAAGUAAAUAACAAAGCAAAGUAAAACAAGAUAAACAGAAAAGUAUAAAAAAACAUUUUAACUCAACAGUACAACAAAUUUAGAUAAAUAUUAAUUAAUACAAUGAACAAGAUUACAGUCCUGAGUGUUUUUUAGCAGCUAUGCAAGACCCAAAAUAGACAAAUCACCCCCUCAGAGAUAAUGAAGACGCCUUAAAAUGUAAACGAAGAUGACAUAAACAUAGAUAUAUGAUUGGUUGCUCCUUUGGUCUGGUUGCUGCACUGCUAGUUGUAGCUAAACUACUAAUGCUAAAUGCCGUCAGCAGUGACAGGCUGUACAGACUCCGCUAACAUUUUUGUGCUUUCUGCACUAUCACUCGGGAAGUACUUCUUCAAAUGAUUAUACCUUACACAUCGGCUUAAUUAACAGCCGAUGUGCGAUAACAACACAACUGGUGUUGAAUAACUUUUCUUCUCAAGGAUGGCAUCAUCUUUCGGCUUCAAAUCCAUAUACAGGUGGAAGGCGGAACCAAGUUGUCCAAAGUAUAUGCAGUCUACACUCAUAGCUGAUCACCAUGAUCGAACCGAAAUGUAUCACGAUCAUAAAUCACGAUCAUAUAAUCGCCCAGUCCUAUACUCUUCUCACCUGUAUGACCAGAUUUCUAAACAUAUGGGUUGUUGGUAACAUUAAGUAAGCUAUUUUAAGAUUUUCUCAUUUGUUUGAGAACAAGCUUCUCAACGUUAAACCCGAGCUAAAAAAGGAAAGGAGGAUGCGUAAAGAUCACUCUUCGUUCCAUAUUCUGUAGCUGCCGCUGAACUCGAAUCCGCCUUGUUCAGCAUGUUGUGUAACAUCCUGUUUUUUCCUCUUCCUCUCUUGUCUCCCAGUGCCCGAGAUGUAUGCAGUGUGACACCAAGUUCGACUUCAUCAGAAGAAAGGUUUGUUUUGUUUCGCGACGCGACCAUGAAAACAAACGGCAGCAUUAUCUGAACAGAAGAGGGACACAGCGCAGCAUGCGGGGAAACUGAAGAGGCUUUCAGUUUGUGUUUGGAAACCUUUAUGACCAUUUUUCCUCCUCUUGGCUUCUCUUCAUUUAUUUUGGCAAAGACACACACUGAGGACUCUUUUGGAGGCAUUUGUUUCCAGUGACUACUCUCAUAAUAACACUGCAGCUCUGCGUAUUCAUGUCCCAGUUACGUAUUUUAAAGAAUUCUCUCUGUAGUAAAACCUGAUAUUCUCUUUAAUGCCAGCUGUUUUUACAGAUAUCAGAGAUGUAAAAAGUCCCCCAACCUCCUAAACUCUUAAAGGUGGUAUGCAUUUGUUCUAUACUUGUUAUGGCUUGGAUUUUAAGGGACUGGUUUGACAAAUAUGGGGAUUUGAACUAUAAAACAAAGUUAAUAGUCAUAAAAGUACCUUAAAACAUGAAAUUUAGAGUAAAAACUGUCCUGUGCCACCUCAGAGGACCUCAGCGUGUCUGCUGUUUUGAGGUCAAACACAAAUCUGGAUCUCUGAAGUCUCUGUGAGUCAGAUUUUCUUCUCCAGCUCCACAAAUUUGUGGUUCAGAAAGUCAUUUUCUGGCCUCAAUUCAGCAAACGCUGCAGUUUACUGCUGACACACUUCCUCUCGCCAAACAAACAGAAACCAGUGACAUGCUUUGCUCUUUUGUAACAAAAACAAAAUGGAUAUAAGAGAUUCAAUGAGGGAGAUUUAACACCUCAAUUGAUCCAAACUGUCUUAGAUUAAAAUAGCAGCAGACGCUCCUCUUUAUAUCUCACCUUUAACCAUCUGAAUCAACAAAAUUCUCUUUAAACGUCUUUAUAUUUUACGAGAUGUUCAAUCACUACCUAAUGGUUUCUCCUGCAGCAUCACUGUCGGCGGUGCGGGCGGUGCUUCUGUGAUAAAUGCUGCAGUAAGAAGGUGGUGCUGCCCCGCAUGUGCUUCGUGGAUCCGGUGCGUCAGUGUGCGGAGUGCGGCCUGGUCUCGCAGAAAGAGAUGGAGUUCUACGACAAACAGCUCAAAGUGCUUCUGGGAGGUGAGACGUUCAACACACGACCAGUGCCAUUACAUAUGAUAAGGUUUUUAUAUGUUGAAACACCUGAAAGAAAGCUGGAUAUGAACUGUGUAAUGAAAUGGGGAGGAUUUCUCCAUCCUGCUCAUCUUUCGUUGGGUCCUCCUCACCCUACCGGGAGUCUAAUUUGCAUAACCACCUGCUCACUUGAAGUUAUUAGUCUUAUUACCUUGCUGCCAAUUAAAGAGGUGAACAAGCUUUGGUUUGGAGCAGGAUACUCCAGCAGAGCGUCCUCCCUCGUCCCCCUCGCCCCAUUGAGUGUGGGUCAGCGUGCAGCUAUAAAUAAGCAGCCGCAGCAGCAGGUCGCCUCUCAAUGAAAAAUCCAUCAGCAGCCUGGAGCUGCAGGGGGGGACGAGCGGCUGAAUGGAGCGCCUGCAGCGCGGUGGGGCCUCAUGCUUUAUGGAUGAUGGAGUUAUGGACGGCUCAGCGGAAAAGAAGAGGCACAGGAGUCACAGAGAGAUGAACAUACAGCAAAUAGAACAAAGCUACUGUCGGGAGUUCUAAUUCAGCCGAAAUAAAGAUCAUGAUCGCUCAGUCAGCUCAGUGUUACGGUGUGUGUGACCCUAACUUAAUUUCACGCCGGAAUAUUCCUUUAACUGGUUGCCCCUCCCUUUUGUUUUCAUCUUCUUGUUUCCAGGGGGCACCUUCGUCGUGACUUUGGGAACGUCAGAGAAGUCUGAAACCAUGACGUGUCGCCUUUCCAACAACCACAGGUAAACAAACACCGAGUCCUUACCUGUCAAGUCAUCAUUAUCACUAUAUUUUGUAGUUUCAACAUCACCCAUCGUUGGGUUCACUGAUCAGAUUCGGUAGCUUGUCGUGUGUCAAGCUUCUUUGAGUGUUGAGUUCUCAUCCACACGUCAGGUAUCUGUUCCUGGACGGAGAGAGCCACUUCGAGGUGGAGUUAUCUCGGAUCUCCAGCAUGCAGAUUCUGACAGACGGGACGAGUCCAGGAGGUAACCCAAGUUUCUGACGAUCAAAACGAAGAAAAAAAUGUAACAUGUGACUUCUUUUCUGCUGAUGAACAAAGACGUGAACUGUGCAUUUAUCCACGAAAAGACGCUGGUUCAUUACUUUGUCUUUAAUUAACACGUAAACCUGUUUGUCUUUAAUCUAAUCGAACACUAACAAACUCUUUUUCUCCUCCCGCUGCUUUGACUCUGGACUCUCCCUCUUCCUCUCCUCCUCCUCCUCCUCUUCUUCUUCUUCUUCCUCUGGGCUCAGAGAAUGACAUUCACACUUACACCAGUCUGCUGGACAGUCACUUUAUCUCUGAAGGUUAGCUGAGGUUCUCUGCCGUGUUUGUCUCUGUCUUUUUCCCCUCGUGUUUUUUAUUUGUGUGCAUGAAGCUGCCUGACACUGAGACCAACCAACAUCACAUUUAUUGGAGCUAAUAUAGUUGAUAGUUGAGGUUUUUGAUUCUGGCGGUAAAGCUGUAACUUGCUGCUUCUUAUUAAGAGUGUGUUAUUUAUUUGUCCAUGUAUAACAAGAUUGAUAACUGAUCAGCUGAUCAACAAAAGAGUCAUUACGCAAAGUUAUUUAAAGCUGCUUUCAUGUGAGGAUUUCCUGUUUUCUUUUUCUAAGUGCGUCUCCAUGUUUGAGCGGCUUGUUAAUGAAAAUAUAUUUAAUGAUUUGAAGUUGUUUUCUGAGGCUGUAGUGAUAUUUUUUUACAUCCCCAUCACUUCAAAAAUCUCUCUGCAGAUUAGUAUGACUGUGUUUGUGUGACUUCUGUCAACUAAGAUCUAUAAUUUUGACUUUUGAUACUUUAAGAAACUCAUCAAACUUCUGCACGUUUUUUGAGAUUUUACUUUUGAAUUUAUGAAUGAAUUUAUUCCCCUUUUGUCUCAUUUUUCUUUUUUUUGUUCGUUUUGAGACUUGUUGAUGUUGCAUCUGUGUGUUUUUGCAUGAUUUGACCAUUUUUUUUAAGUUUGAUAUGAAUCUUGAGAGUGAAAUUGUGACUCAGACGCCGAGACUUGAUCUCACUGGGUUGGCUUUUUGAUUCUACUUUGAUAUUUUGUUUAUUAGACAUGGGAUUGUGUCGAUUCUUUCCCCGGUUUUUCUUUGUUUGUUGCCACAUUUCAUCACUCUUAUUCAACUUCUAUUUCGUCUGUUAGAUUUAAUAAAAAGUGGAUGUUCGUGCUAGAAAGCAGGUUUGAUUUUUCCAGCUCAGUUCGCAGUGAUCACACAGUUUCAGACCACUUCAGCUCUGUCAGUCAUGGCCUUAUAAUUAGCAUCCCAUAACUACUCAACUAAAAUUUUCAGACACAUGGAUGCUUCGGCACAAAUUUGCAUAAUCAGCACUAAAGUAAACAUCAGAAACCAGGUUUGAGAAGAGUCUGAUUGAUGUGUAUUUCCAUUUUAAAGUUUCGGUCAUGUCCCAUCGGUUCACAUGGAGGAGGUGGGCUUUAUCACUAAUACCGCUGUCAGCCAGGAGGGGGAGCUUCACUUUUAGGGAGCUUUCAUGUGUGGCGUAUUUCUUUAAACAUGUUAAACUUUGAGUGUUGAGUGGAGGAAAACACGACUUUAAAAGUCAGGAUAACUUAAUUUAAAAUGUCACCUGAUCUGAUCUGAACUCUUCUCUGACUAAAGAAGCACGAGAUGACCAAAAAUAGGCUCAUAAAGUUUAAUCCACAGAUCUCAUUAGAGGCGUUUGUGUUUGUUUGUGUGUGCAGGCGGUACGUCACGGGCCAGCGGCAUGCUGCUUCACUACAAACCGAUGGGCUCCCAGGACGCUCAGCAGCUCCGCAUGGAGGCAGCAGACGACAAGAAGGUGGCCUCGCUGUGGUUAGCUGCAAUGCACAAGGUAUAAACACGUAAUAUUUAACACAGGUAAGGUCGCUGGUCUUUUAAUUUGAAGGUCUUUGCAGGAUUUUGAACUUUGAUUAAAGGUGGGGUAGGCAGGAUCUGAGAAAGUUCCAGUUUUUGGGAGAAAUCUUGAAUGUCAACACCUGCCUACAAACAGUUCACUCUGUUUCACAGCUUUAACUCUUUAUGUCCUGUACCUACAUAUUUAGCUUGUGUCUACUCUCCCUUCUCUCUCCACUAUUCCUAAUUUAAAAAGCAUUUUUGUGUGUUUGUGUAGCACUUUGUUACACGGCUGAAAAAGUGCUCAGUAAGUAAUAAAAACCAGAACACAGGACAGCUAAGAUGAGCUCAUUGAGGUCUGACAGCUUAAGGGGAGAACUGCACAACCUGUCCUCUGGCGCCCUCAUCAGGCCAACAUAUGCACUUGACCUCAUCUGUGAAAAGAAAAUAGAUAAUAGAUAAUCAAUUCCCUGUUUUUGGUCUAAACACGCAGUUUCUAAAGUGUAUGUGUGUCUGAAAGUUCUUCACAUUUUGUCGCCUUUUACCUUUAUUUCAUUCUGUGUUUCUUUUUUUCCUCCUCUUCCUCACAGGCGGCCAAACUCCUGUACGAAUCUCGGGACCAGUGA